CGAAAUUACUGCUUUGUGUUAAUGCACUACUGGUCAAUGUUCAAUGCACAUAUUUAAUGCUCACAAAUCCUAAAUUGACUCACCAUACUCAACAAUAUUUAUUAUCAUAUUCACUGCUCAUAUUCACUGCUAAUAUUUAAUGCCUACAAACCCUAAUUUUGGAAACUUAUAAUUUUAAUGCCUUCUCCCAUAUAUAAUAUGCACUGUACAUAUUCGUACGUUUCGACAAAUGGCCACCACUUGCUCACUUUUUCCCAUUAUUUCUCUACCACUCAUAAUCAAACUACAUACAACCACUACACACCACAAACCCAAACACAGAUCGACAUGAAAAGGACACCAGCACGAACGCCGCCUACUCGACUUUGCCAUCUCUGCAGUGACGAUCUUGCGCCGCGCUCCCUCCUCCCUGCUAGGAUUCGGACACGCUCCAACGAUGGAUCCAGAAGAAGAUGUCGGGCGGCUGGACGGCGGCACCCAUGGAUCGGGACGAUGGAGGAGCCCACGGAUCAGGACGGCGGCGGGAGCAGGCGGCGGUCUAGCUGCGACGAGAAGACAUGGGGUGGGGUUGGUCGGGCAAGCAAACGAUUGGUUGCACUGGUGGCCGCCGAUCGUGCUUCUGUGAAAUGCGGCGGCACUGAACGGUGGGCGGCGGCGCUGGACAGUGGCUAGACGGUGGGCGGCGGUUGGUCAACGGGCAGCUGCGCGGCUGGAUGUUGUGAUGUAGUAGCUAGGGUUUUAGAAAUGGAAGAGGAGGUUAGGGAUUUAUAGGUACAAGCUAAAGGGUAUAUUUGUCAAAAAAAAAUUAUUAUUAUUUAUUAAUUACGAAAUAUAUUUAAAUAUUAUGGUUUUUUAUUUUAUUUUGGUAAAGAAACUAGUUAGGUCAUAGAUUGAGAAACUCAUUAAGUUUUAGUCAUACUUAGGGUAAUUAUCUCAUAAUAAUACCUAAUCAUUUACUUGCUACCUUACUGCUUUCCUAAUCCAUAUCAUCUGCUUGUUGGGCUAGUUUAAUCACACACUCCAUUCGAAAUCCAUGGGCUUACGUGUUGGACCCGGGGGUUGAAGGAAAAAACCUCAACAAUAUUGAUUUCCUAGCGUUGUCUAGAGAUAUUAUUUUUUGUUGCAGGGUCAGCGAACAUGAGCGCUUUAUAGAGCUUUUUAUUUAUUUGUCUCACUCUAGUGUAACAUUAAACGUUAUGAUUGUAAUGCUUCGAAUUUUGAUUGUUAUGUUUCUUGUUACCCUUAUCAUCAAUAAUAAUUAAAUUAUUUUCUUUCAA
Molecule: messenger RNA, 1277 nt
Organism: Cuscuta epithymum
Lineage: Eukaryota; Viridiplantae; Streptophyta; Magnoliopsida; Solanales; Convolvulaceae
Source: the annotation of a GenBank genome assembly